AUGUCCUGGGUCCAGGCAGCCCCGGGGGUCUGGGCUGGCGGCGAGGAGGGGGACGUGUUUGACGAGGAAGCAGACGAGUCGCUCCUGGUGCAGCGGGAAUGGCGGAGCCAGAUGCGGAGACGAGUGCAGGAAGGCUACAGAGAUGGACUACAGGCUGGCAAAGCAGUUGCCCUUCAACAAGGCUUCAAUCAAGGCUACAAAGAAGGUGCAGAAGUCAUUAUAAACUACGGACAACUCAGAGGGACAUUGAGUGCUUUGCUCUCCUGGUGUCACCUUCACGAUAAUAGCUCAGCUUUGAUCAGUAAAAUAAAUAAUCUUCUGGAUGCAGUUGGCCAUUGUGAAGAGUAUGUGCUCAAACAUCUGAAAUCAAGCACCCCACAGCCGAAUGUUGUAGAUUUAUUGGACUCUGUUCAGGACAUGGACCUUUGUCAUGUUUCUCCAGCUGAGAAAAAGAUGUAUGAAGCUGAAGAUGAAAGACUCGGUGAAAAUAAUGCUGAGUUUAACAAAAGCUGUAGCAAUAGUCUUAGCGGGGUAGGUUGUCCAUCUUUAGAAUGUUGUGGAACGCAGGAGCAUACACAUUCUGAAAACCCAAGCCUCACUUGGAUUUUAGAACAGACAGCUAGUUUGGUAAAACAGCUGGGAGUAUCGGUAGAUAUAUUACAGCACCUCAAACGACUAUGA
Messenger RNA from Pipistrellus nathusii (Nathusius's pipistrelle), 681 nucleotides. The record is from the annotation of a GenBank genome assembly. Lineage: Eukaryota; Metazoa; Chordata; Mammalia; Chiroptera; Vespertilionidae.